This is a messenger RNA of Gaeumannomyces tritici R3-111a-1, 222 nucleotides long. RefSeq lists its product as hypothetical. The transcript has 3 exons. The record is from RefSeq and is a predicted model, not a curated record. Gene Ontology annotation, molecular function: sequence-specific DNA binding; zinc ion binding. NCBI's taxonomy places the organism in Eukaryota, Fungi, Ascomycota, Sordariomycetes, Magnaporthales, Magnaporthaceae. Gene Ontology annotation, biological process: regulation of DNA-templated transcription. Bases 1 to 222 code for a protein of 73 amino acids.
AUGCUACAAUUGUGGGAUAAUUUCCACCCUUUGUGGUGGAGGGACGAAAGCGGUCAUACCGUUUACGAUGCAUGUGGAUUAUACUGGAGGCUUAAGAGUGCCCUUAGACCUGCCGAGAUGAAUAAACUUAUGGCUAAGCGGAAGCGGAAGCGGACAAUAUGCUCCAUGUACCGCAAAUCGAUCGAGAAGAGGCAGCAAAUGGCGUCGACACCGACAGAAUGA